Messenger RNA from Saprolegnia diclina VS20, 2836 nucleotides. RefSeq lists its product as hypothetical. The transcript has 14 exons. The coding region runs from base 6 to 2750 and encodes 914 amino acids. Gene Ontology annotation, molecular function: oxidoreductase activity, acting on the CH-OH group of donors, NAD or NADP as acceptor. The record is from RefSeq and is a predicted model, not a curated record. Lineage: Eukaryota; Oomycota; Saprolegniomycetes; Saprolegniales; Saprolegniaceae.
CGACGAUGGCGUUCGAGAUCCAUGGACCCACCGACAGCGUGACGGCCGUCUGCCUCGGCGCCGGGCGCUUCCUCCGCUCGUUGCUUGUGCCCGCCCUGCGCCAGCUCGGCCAUGGCGUCGUCGUCGCCCAGCCGCGAGGACACGACUUUGUCGACGCCUGCCUGGCAGCUGGCAGCACGUACGAGAUGGACGUCAUCGAGCGCGACGGCCAUACAACAACCCACACGGUCGAGCUCGCCGGCGUCGGGACCGUGGGCACGCCGGACGGCCGCGCAGCCUUUCUCGAGCUUCCAUACAAGCUACCGUAUCUGCGCUACAUCGGCGUCGGCGUCACGGAAGCUGGGAUCCAAGCCGGCAGUCCAGCCAUGGCGGAUCUCGCCUCGUUCUUGGCCACUUGCAGUGUCGCCUUGCCCCAUGCUACGCUCUCGGUGAUCAAUACGGACAACCUCCCGGCCAACGGCGACACGAUCCAAGCGCUCGUCCUCGGGCUCUGCACGCUGGACGUCGCCGCGUACAUUGGUGCCCACGUGACCUUUCACAAUUCGAUGGUCGACCGCAUCACGGCCGGUCGGCCCAGCAACAGUCUCGUGCCCUACUCCGAGCCGCUACCUCCAAAGGCGCUCGUCCUGGAAGACACGACGUUGUCUCUGGACGCGUCGUGGGCCGCGCUGCCGGGUGUUGUCGUCCUGCGCACCCCCGGCGAGUUGAGCGCGUACCACAAACUCAAACUCAAUAUUGCCAACGCGACGCACACGGCAAUGGUCUACUGCCUCGCGCUCUCUCGUGUCGCCAACACGACGUCGACAACCGAAGCACUCUACACGUUCCUGGACGAGCUCUUUCGGCGUGAUAUUGCGCCGGCACUGGUUCGCCACGACCAGAUUCCUGCCGCGCUGGUGCAGAGCGUGUACGACGAGUGGAUCCAUCGAUUGCGCCACCCGUACUUUGGCAUGGACACGUUUUUCGUGAGCCAGAACGCAUUUACAAAGUUCGAGAUCCGACUCUGGCCGUCCGUGCUUUCCAAUCUGGCGGAAGACGCAGCGUACCAGCCUAGUGCCAUGAUGGCUCUGGCCACGGCCUUUCUCUUGCGGUUCCUGACCCCCGCGCCAACUUCUGUUGUGAAUGCCACCGGCCCAGUGUUUACCGGCUUUAUGGACCCGAUGACACCAUCCACGACUCAAGGUCGGCGCUGGCACUACGUGGGCGACCUGUUCGCCGAUACGAGUGGCGUCGGCAUCUACACGUUUCGCGAUGGAAACGGGUCUGUGCCGUCGCGCUUGCACAACGCCAGCUCGACGUCGAUCGCGGUCUUGGCGGUGCUCGAGACGCUCCCCGGCUGCGACUGGACGCGCCCGACAAUGCUGCACUUUGCCGCAGACGUGGCCGCCUUGUACCACCGUCUCUUGACAACGCCGGCGCUGACUGUUCUAAAAGACGUUUUGAGCCACUUUACAGCGCCGCCGACGAGCGCGCUCACGUCUCCCGACGCAGUGGCCGCCAGCGUCCAGGCGCACGUCGCCAACACGCCUGUGAUUGACGUGCACACCCACUUGUUUCCGCCGUCCCACGACGCACUCAUGCUCUGGGGCAUCGACGCGCUCUUGACGUACCACUACCUCGUGGCCGAGUACCUCAGCACUGCGCCCAUGUCCCCCGACGCUUUCCACGCGCUCGCGAUGACAGCGCAAGCCGACGCGGUGUGGCAACAUCUGUUUAUCGACCGGUCGCCGCUCUCCGAGGCGUGCCAAGGCGUGAUCACGACGCUCUUUGAGCUCGGUCUCGCGUCGUUGGUGGCGCAGCGAGACCUGCGUGGCAUCCGCGCGUGGUUCCAUGCGCAGUCGCCUAGUGCGUACGUGGACCGGGUGUUCCGCCUCGCCAAGGUCCGCUAUGUGGUCAUGACCAACAUCCCGUUCGACAAGCUGGAGACGCAGUACUGGACGCCAACGCCAGCGAGCUGCAAUCGCGCCCAGUUCAAGACAGCACUGCGCAUCGACCAACUCCUUCUCGGGCUCUGGUCGUCGAUCGGACCUGCCCUCGAUGCACUGCACCUCCCGCAUACGCUGGAUGGCGUCGAGAAGUUUCUGUUGCACUGGAUCGACAUGCUCCAACCCGAGUACUUUAUGGCCAGCGUGCCCCACACGUUUGUCUACGACGAUGACGCACCGCGUGACGCGCCGCGCGAUCUCGAGUCGCCCAGUGGCGCACUACUGCUGUCGUGUGUGGUCUUGCCACUGGCCGCGCGGCUGUCGCUGCCGAUUGCCCUCAAGUUUGGUGCCGUCCGCGGCCUCAACCCUCGACUGUGCUUGGCCGGCGACGGUGUCGCGGUCGUCGACGUGUCGUUGCUGACGCGCCUCGCACGCGCGAAUCCCCGCGUCAAAUUCCUCGCGACGUUCCUCUCGCGCGUCAACCAGCACGAGGUGACGGUGGUCGCCAACAAGUUUGGCAACGUCCAUCUGUACGGCUGCUGGUGGUACUGCAACAACCCGUCCAUCAUAUCAGAGCUCACGCGCAUGCGGCUCGAGAUCCUCGGGACGGGCUUCACAGCGCAGCACUCGGACGCGCGCGUGCUCGACCAGCUCAUCUACAAGUGGAAGCAUUUUCGGUCCAUCUUGGAAGCGACGUUGACGCCGUUAUAUACGCAGCUGCUCUCGCACGGGUGGGUCGUCACGGACGACGACAUUGGCCGUGAUGUCACGCGUCUGCUUGGCAGCAGCUACGAAGCGUUCCUUGCCAAGCGACUGGAGGGAUAAGCGUCAUAGCGCACACAAUAUCGUCCACAAGCAUAUAUAAAAACGGAGUAAAAGCUACAAACGUCUCUAAGACGGCGGUGACGUCA